This is a messenger RNA of Perognathus longimembris pacificus (Pacific pocket mouse), 2220 nucleotides long. RefSeq names its product solute carrier family 6 member 16 (gene Slc6a16). The coding region runs from base 1 to 2220 and encodes 739 amino acids. NCBI's taxonomy places the organism in Eukaryota, Metazoa, Chordata, Mammalia, Rodentia, Heteromyidae. The record is from RefSeq and is a predicted model, not a curated record. The transcript is spliced from 11 exons. Gene Ontology annotation, cellular component: membrane. Gene Ontology annotation, biological process: sodium ion transmembrane transport.
AUGGGGUCCCUUGAAGAUUUUUCUGACGCUCCGGAAGAAGAGUCCAGCAAACUUCACACCUCCCACUCCUUCUCUUGGAACUUCAAGGCCAAGGAAGUGUGGGCCAACAAGAGCCCGAACUACGUCCUCCGGAGUCGGAACAGGGAGGGCAUCUUGAUCCAGAUGGCCUUCUCCAUGUGGCUGGGCAGCAUGUGGCGCUUCCCUUACCUGUGCCACCGCAACAACGGAGGAGGCAGCUUCAUCCUCCUCUACCUCAUCAUGCUCCUCCUGUUUGGGGUCCCCCUCCUCUACCUGGAGAUGCUCAUUGGACACUGGCUGCAGGAGGACAGCAUCCAGAUCUGGAAGCAGCUUGUCCCCUGGAUGGGGGGGGUGGGCUACUCCAACAUACUGGUGAGCGUCCUGGUGAGCUUGCACAACAGCACCAUCAUCUCCUGGUGCCUCUUCUACCUGAGCCAGUCUUUUGUCUACCCCCUGCCCUGGAGCCAUUGCCUGAUGGCGAAGAACAGCAACACCACUGACUUAUCUUGCCUGUGGACGGUGCCCCAGCAGUACUUCUGGUACCACACGGCCCUGCGCGCCUCAGACAACAUCGAGACCGGGAUGAACACUAUGGUUUUCCACCUCUGCCUGGGCGUACUCACCACCUGGGCCUUCCUCUUCUUAAUCAUGACUGCCGAGAUCAAGAUUUCAAUGUCUAUACUCACUUCCUCCAUCUUCCUCCCCUACAUUCUCCUCCUCUGCCUCCUCAUCCGGAGUGUGUUUCUGGAAGGUGCGUUUGGCAGCCUCAAGCGGAUGCUGACCACAGAGCUCGCUACCUUGGCCUCCAUGGAAGUGUGGUACGAGGCAGGAAGCCAUGUGCUCUACUCUCUGGGCCUGGGCCUCGGCACCAUCAUGACCCUGUCCCAGGCCAGGUACACCAACUACAUCAAGGCAGCGUCCUCGGUGGCUUUCGUCAACCUGGUGACCUCGCUGCUGAUCACAUCAAUCGUAUUCCUAGUGCUGGGGUUCUGGGCCACCACCAGUGGCCACACCUGUGUUGAGAUGAGUGUCUCGAGUCUGACGAAGUUCAUCUCCAAGGGCAUUCUGCCGCAGAAGGCCAGGCCCCCGGAUGACGUGCUGCGCCGGCCCCCCAUGGACUACCUGAUGUGGAUCAUGGGCCUCCCCAAGCACCUCCAGCACAAGGUCAUCCAGCUGUCCCCGUCCUGCAGCGUCAUGGUGAAGAACGAAAAGUUCAUGCAGGGACUGGGCCUGUCAUUCGUAGCCUUCUCCCAAGCCGUCUCGUUGCUCCCCGGGGCCUCUUUCUGGGCCAUCAUCUUCUUCCUGGCUCUGAUCAUCAUGGAGCUGUGCAUCAUGAUAAGAAUCUUGGAGUGCAUUACUCUAACACUCCAGAAUUUCAUUUUCACAAAGCACCCCAGGAUGGUUCCAGUGGUCAUCUGCUUGGGAGGUUGUCUGGGCAGCCUCAUCUUCUCCAGUUGCUCUGGCAGCUACAUAGUGGCUUUGUUAGAUGACCACACAAUUCCGCUGGUCUUCAUCAUCGUGGUGCUAUUCCAGAAUGUGGCUCUGGCCUGGAUCUACGGAGCCCAGAGGUUCCGGCAGGCGAUCCUGGAGAAGCUGGGCCACCUGCUGAGGCCCUUGGUCACCGUGCUGUGGAGCUGCGUAACACCGCUCUGGCUGCUGAUCCUCCUGGGCGUCUGGCUGCUGGACCACUACCGGGGGCCUAGCCUCUCCUACAUCACCUGGAACAGCAGUAUGAGCCAGGAGGUGAGGCAGCCCUACCAGGGGUGGGUGCUACACUGCCUCACGGGCCUCAGCAUCCUCCCGCUGUUCGUCAUCUUCAUCUACCUGCUGCACCACUGGUGGCACCUCCAGGACUCCACUAUCCCCGACGCCCCAGAGAGGCUGCCAGCCAAAAAGAUGCCCGCUGUGCUCCCCAAACCUCUGCCCUGGCCCAAGCACCCCAUGAAGAAAUCCACCACAGAGCCCCAGGAUGCCAGCAGCAGGUCGUCGGAGUUCAGCCUGCCCCUGAGGGCCAGGAGCUCGUCCUGGUUCAAGACAUUCCUGCUGCCCUCCUCCCAGGACAGCCUGAUGACACCCCUGCAGGUGACCCCCACCUCAGCGACCCUGGAGGACAGCCCAUCCACCAACAGGCCGCCGCAGGCCACAGGCUCAGCAACUCCGAAUGCUGCUCCUAUCCUCCAAGAGAGCAAAUCUACCAGCUAG